Rosa rugosa (rugosa rose) is the source of this 1450-nucleotide messenger RNA. RefSeq names its product squamosa promoter-binding-like protein 16. Gene Ontology annotation, cellular component: nucleus. Bases 422 to 1303 code for a protein of 293 amino acids. The record is from RefSeq and is a predicted model, not a curated record. Gene Ontology annotation, molecular function: DNA binding. The transcript is spliced from 4 exons. Lineage: Eukaryota; Viridiplantae; Streptophyta; Magnoliopsida; Rosales; Rosaceae.
UUUUUCCUCUCUUCUUUGCUAUCUUUAUUCUUCAUUAUUACUGUGACACUUGCUUUUUCUCGUUACAGUGAAGACCCAACAGAAGACUAGUGUGGAAGUCGCCUCAGUUCUCUCAGUGGAACUGUUUUGUCAGACAAAUAAUGGCUGAUGAGAAUUCCAAGCCAAGCUAAGCUACUUAUUGUCCAUCUAUUGCAGAAUGCCCCCAACUUCUUCCAAACUUGAGCUUCAUUAGACUUGUAGUUUCUUUCUUGUUUCUCUCUCUCUCUCUCUAAUUGGGAUACCAAGGAGGUUAUCAAAUCAAGUUCUGUGCUUUACUGGGCUUCUCUCAGAAUUUAAGGCAUAUUCAACACCAUUGCUGCUUCUAUAGGCUUAGGACUUCAGGAGAUUGCUGGACAAAGUGUAGGUUGUGUGCUUGAACAAUAUGAACAACGGUUCAAAAGGCAAGUUGAAGGGGCAUGGGGUCUCUAUGAUGAACACAUCUUCAAAGAGAGGCCGACGAGCCAAUGCUGUAAUCCAAGUUGCUUCAUGCUUGGUUGAUGGGUGCAAUUCCGACCUUAGCAUGUGCAGGGAGUAUCACCAGCGCCACAAAGUAUGUGAGCUCCAUUCAAAGACCCCAAAGGUCAUGAUUCAGGGACAGGAAAAGCGAUUCUGUCAGCAGUGCAGCAGGUUCCAUUCAUUGGAAGAGUUUGAUGAAGGAAAAAGAAGCUGCAGAAGGCGUCUUGCUGGACACAACAAACGCCGAAGGAAGCCUCAGUUGGAACCUAUGCCCACAAGUUUAGGAGCAUUUCUUUCUGAUUACCAAGCAUUCAGUACUCCACAACUUUAUCCAACAAAUGCUGUAAUGUACUCUGCUUGGGAAGAUUUUCCUACUCACAGCCACUCCCAAUUAAGUGUGUCAAGAAGAAACUCAUUUUCAGAAUCUUUACCAUGCUAUAGCCACAGAGUAGGCAUUGGCUCCAUGCACCCCGAAGCUGCUUCUUCUGUUUGCCAACCACUUCUUGGUACCAACUUUGCAUUGGGAAAUUAUGGCAACAACCACAAAAUUUUCUCCAAUGAGUUCUUCAGUGGCAACGUUGAAUCAAGUUGCGCUCGCUCUCUUCUGUCAUUGACACCAGCAGUCCCGGAGGAGACUGGUUUGAGCCUCAUAGGACAGACAAGUUCAAUCUGCUCAGCUCAAUCCUUCGUCCCUAGACUUCACCACUACAAUGAUUUGGGAAUGCAGGGUGGAGCAGUAGUUUCUAAUCUAGUUACUGAUGGAAGCAACAAUUCCAAUCUCCUUUGCAUUCAGCAGAUGUUUCACUAGAUGCCAAUCCUUUCCCUUUGUGAUGAGGAACCAGAGUUCGCUAUGAAAUUAACUCAUGAGAGAUUGAAAAUGCUUCUGUUUGUAGUUUUUCAUUGUUACUCCCCUGAAUAAUCCAAAUAAAUAAUAUGCUUUGCAUUAUUGCAUGAA